AUGGCAGAGAGAUGGUCGUUGAUGCCCCGCGCUACACCCACAAAUAUCGCUGAAAUCGGAAGUAAUGGGAAGCUGACUGUACUUGUUGUAUGCACGGAGUUAGACAGACUGAACCAGUCAUCUCCCAUAGGAAUUUUCUGCGAAAUGGCUAGAGGAGCUGCUGAAGAUUUGAGGAAGAACGAAUACUUGUAUUCGCGUUAUCAGUUUGCGUGGUUGGAUGGACCCGAAGUUGCUACCAACAUUGUAAUGGGGAACAUGGAACCUCCCAAUAUCCUGGUGUUCAACUAUACGACUUAUGAGUUCUACCUAAGCGAUGAUGAACCUCAGAAAAUGACAAGGGCAUCUAUAGUUACAUGGCUCAAUCAGCUAGCUGAUGCCAUUGAGAAAAACACAGCGGUUGCUCAAGGAGGUUGGGACAUGUUUUGGCUUCUUCAUGGCUUUCAUUAA
Cylicostephanus goldi is the source of this 447-nucleotide messenger RNA. Lineage: Eukaryota; Metazoa; Nematoda; Chromadorea; Rhabditida; Strongylidae. The record is from the annotation of a GenBank genome assembly.